GCCAGAGGCGCACGCCUAACAAGUGCGCAUGCGUAUGGGCUGGGCUCGCCAGCUUCUGAUUGUGAGUUGCUGCUGCCGCCGGUUAGCUCUGCACUUGCUGUUCGGUAGUAGUUUAUUUUCAUUACAGAGACAAGAAGAGCAUUUGUCAGCAUUCCUUUCUUAUAGGAUAACAAUGUUGGACGGCUGCGGACAGUGCUGUAAGAUCUUUCUUAGGAUCUUUAAUGUGGUUUUUGCUUUUGCCGGCUUGGCUGUUAUGAGUCUGGGCCUAUGGUUAAGGUUUGGACCCAGUACUCAUGACAUCUUUAAUAUUGAUAUUGAAACGUCACAGUUCAAGAUUGGUGUGUUAGUGCUGAUUGCAACUGGAGCUGUGAUCCUAGCUGUAGCUAUCCUGGGAAGUUGUGGAGUAACCAAUGAAUCAAGAGUGUUAUUGGCAAUAUUCUCCGCAUUUUUGGCUGUCCUUUGUGGAUUCAUGCUUGCCGCUGGAUUUUUUGCUUUCAAUAAGAAGGAUGUGGUAGCAGAACAGCUAAGCAAGUUUUAUGAAACUGUCUAUUUGAAAUAUGUGCAUGAAAAAGAUCCCAGCCUAGUGGUGACUUUAAGGAUUUUGCAAAAUGGGCUUAAUUGUUGUGGUUUACUUGGAUCUUUGGAUGUACUUGUGAAAGAGACUUGCCCACCAAUAGGUGCUUUUCAAUUGUACACUCCCUGUCCCAUUGCAAUCGCUGAUUUCUUUCAGUCUAAAGGCACACUUGUCCUGGCUGUAUUUGUAGGAAUUGCAGCCUUAAUGCUUUUAGGCUUGAUCUGUAGUGCAGUCUUGUCCAAGAAGAUUGGCUUGGGUGAGCAAACCUCAGUCUACGUCAUUCUGCAAAACAGCAUCAGCCCGCAGGAAGCUGGAGUGAUUGGAUCUCAGCUUUAUCCUCCUGUUGUCUACUAAGCAAACUGUAACAUCAAACAGAGGUCUGCUGUAAUAUCUUGAAAACUGUAACUUGUAUAAUGUUAACGUUUAGCAGCAGCAAUACAACUUGAAAUUCUGUUAAGAGUUUUGGAAAAUGUUUUUUUCCCCCCAUCUUUUUGUGAUUUUUUUUUUUCUUUCCCAUUUGAUUAGGAUCAACAGAAUUGUUUAGGCUUUGUCUUUGCUUUAAUUAAGCAAAAGUUAUAUCUACUUCUUGAUCUGUAAUAAAAUUAUCAAAAAUGUACAAUUGUGCAAAAAUAUCAAAUAUACCUACCUAAUAAUUUAGAUUUUAGAAAAAAUACUGCAUUAAUUAGGUGGAAUUGGUUGGGACUGUUUUUAUUUAAUUUCUUAUUUUUUUGUUUUCUCUUAUCCUUUUAUUCUUUAACAAGUGAUGUUACUUUGCCUAGGGAGGAAAUCUGUUCAGGAUUUUGAUUUUGCUCUUUUUAUUGUCUGUUUAAUUCUAUUUACAUUGUGCAGAGUGUAUUUUAAUUUCCUUUUCUGAAUUUCACCAUAUAAUAUGCAUGUUUAUUGGUGUUUUCUGUGAGAAUUGGAUCAUUAUAUACACCACGACUUGUGUAUUUUUUUUUGUUGCGGGGUGCAGGAUGACAGAGGGGAUAUUGGAAUGGACAAAUUUAUAAACUCAUAAUUGUAAAUAUUAUUAACAAGAAAAGUUUUUGAAGUAGUUUCAGAAAGUGGUGAAGGUUGCACAUACAGCUUAAAUUAGUCAAUAAAUAAAUGCAAGUUUACUUUA
Erpetoichthys calabaricus (reedfish) is the source of this 1697-nucleotide messenger RNA. Its product is annotated as CD9 antigen-like. The record is from RefSeq and is a predicted model, not a curated record. Gene Ontology annotation, cellular component: membrane. Lineage: Eukaryota; Metazoa; Chordata; Cladistia; Polypteriformes; Polypteridae. The transcript has 8 exons. Bases 29 to 928 code for a protein of 299 amino acids.